GCUCAUCAAUCCAACACACAAACAUCCAUAUCAUUCCAUCCCAUCAGUAAACAUGCAGUUCACCACCUCCUUCAUCGUCGCCGCUUUCCUCGGCACUGCCUUUGCCAUGCCACAGGCCGCACCAGUUGACUGCCCCGAGACGUCAGCCAUUCCCACCUGCGGUGCCCCUUGUAUCACCUCUGCAGCUGCAGCUGCUGGAUGCACCGACAUUGCUUGCCAGUGUGCUAGCUCUGAAGUGAUUCAGGCUUCAGCUCUUGGCUGUGUUGUCGGUAACUGUGGAAUUCCCGUGGCUCUAUCAGUGCAAGCUGCCGCCGCUGCCGUCUGCACUGCCUGUGCUUAGAUGUGGUAUAUUUAUUGGGACAUAUAAGUGACAUUAUAUACCUGAAUACAAGCUAUAUUAGUUGCGUG
This is a messenger RNA of Fusarium graminearum PH-1, 408 nucleotides long. RefSeq lists its product as uncharacterized. The record is from RefSeq and is a predicted model, not a curated record. The transcript has 2 exons. The coding region runs from base 53 to 340 and encodes 95 amino acids. Lineage: Eukaryota; Fungi; Ascomycota; Sordariomycetes; Hypocreales; Nectriaceae.